Molecule: messenger RNA, 2000 nt
Organism: Microplitis demolitor
Lineage: Eukaryota; Metazoa; Arthropoda; Insecta; Hymenoptera; Braconidae
Gene: heix
Product: ubiA prenyltransferase domain-containing protein 1 homolog
Exons: 2
Coding region: 251-1255 (334 amino acids)
Biological process (GO): vitamin K biosynthetic process; menaquinone biosynthetic process
Cellular component (GO): Golgi membrane; endoplasmic reticulum
Molecular function (GO): prenyltransferase activity
Source: RefSeq, a predicted model, not a curated record
UGUACCAACGGUCGAACACACGUCAUCAACAUUUUUUAGUAUAUAUUUACUAUUAUUUUGAGUUUUAUGAUAAUAGACUUAUAAAUAGUUCAAUUAAAAUAAUGUUAUUGUAUUGAAUAAUUGUAAAUUAUUUUGAAAAGGUGUACAAGACACCUAGACUGAUGCACACAAACGAAAUGUUUAGUCGAGAGAUAUGGAAGCUUUCUUAACCUAACUUUCACAUUUGACCUGCUGGCUAAAAGACAAAAUCAUGAUGUCAAAUGGAGUAAUGAGUUCAAAUAAAGACACAGGAAAUACAAAGACUUGUACAAGCAACAUAAAUGGUGCUUCCUUAUCAUCAUCAACGCUUAAUUCACCUUUGAUGAAAUUCUCCUCGUAUUUCUUAGCAGUGAGACCGUGGUCACUGAGCGCAUCGUUGAUGCCAACGUUUCUGGGCUCUGCGUUGGCUUACCGACUAACUGGUUGGGAUAGUUUCAGUUUUAUUUUAUUUGUAUUGACCUUGGGCACAAUAAUAUCAGUUCAUGGAGCUGGAAAUGUUGUUAACACUUAUUUUGAUUACAUAAAGGGUGUUGACAGCAGUGGUAAAAGCGACGACAGGAUAUUAGUUGAUCAUUUGUUGUCUAAAGAUGAGUUAGUAUCAUUAGGAACAUUUUUAUACGCAGUAGGAUGUCUUGGUUUUGUAUUAUUGGCAAUGAUAUCGCCAGCUAAAAUGGAACAUCUGGCAUUGGUGUUCUUUGGCGGGUUAUCAUCCUCAUUUCUUUAUACUGGAGGUAUUGGCUUGAAGUAUAUAGCACUGGGUGAUGUUAUAAUACUUGUAAUAUUCGGUCCUAUAUCCGUUUUAUUUGCUUUUAUGGCACAAACUGGUUUUAUUCAAUGGGGAACUUUUUAUUAUGCGAUACCACUAGCUUUGAAUACCGAAGCUAUUUUACACAGCAAUAAUACACGAGAUUUAGAAAGCGAUAGACGAGCAGGAAUUGUUACUCUUGCGAUACUUAUUGGACAUACAGCCUCACAUAUUUUAUAUCAAUUUUUACUGUUCGCACCUUACAUAACACUUGCUGUAUGGGCAUUCCGAUAUUCAUUGUGGUUUCUUUUGCCAAUAAUAACGCUACCAAAAGCCUUCAAAAUAGAGAAACAAUUUCGCAGCCAACAUACAAUACAAAGUGUGCCUAAACAAACGGCGAGAUUAAAUAGUAAUCUUGGUAUUUUGUAUGUCGUGGCUUGUCUUCUUGUGAAGCCUCUUCCAUAUUUAUAAUUUAAACACACAUCAAUAUCAAUUGUAAUUAACAUUAUUUUUAUUUUAAUGAAAUUUUUUAAUGGGUAGCUACUGUGAAAGUAAAAGAGAUCUUAUAAUAAUAAAUAAAAAUAAAUAAAUACUGGAUAAAUUUAAAUUACUCGGCAAAUCUGAUGCCAAUGUGAUGCAUAAUAUCCUAAGUCGUAUACUCUACUUCUGAUGCUUUUGCGAUAACUUUUUUACAUGACUCAAUCGCCCGCAUUAUUAAUUAAAUACAUAAAAAAAUUAUUUAUAAUAAUAUUAAUAAUUUUCAUUGUCAUACGAUAUUAUGUAAUAGGAAAUUCAUACUCAUAACGGAGUGAAGAAUAGAAAAAAAGAUUGUAGAGGUAACACAUUUAGGAUUAUAUAUGUAAUCAAAUUAUCAGUUAUUUUAUUUCAUCGUUUUAUUAUUUAUUUAUGUGUAUCAUUUUAUUUAAUAAGUAUCAAUAAUGAAUAUAUUUAAUGUUUAAUUAAUAAAACCAUGGCAAUGGAUCAUACAAGAUUUAUUAAUUCUUAAGCUAAUUACAAAGAUUAGGUGAUAAUAUAUUAUUAUUACUAUUGGUGAAAGGCAGUCAAUGAACAUAUGUGGGUUCGUACUUAUUUAUUAUAUAAUAAUACUAUUAGGUUGUACUUAAUUUUUUACAUCGAUUGAGGUAAACCUAAUAGUGUUUUAUGUAAAAUGUAAUGACAAAUUUUAUAAAUUUUAUUUUAAUAAAAUAAUAACAUU